CCGAUGUGAGGCAGCCACUCCUGCUGUGUGGAAUGCAAUCUGGUCGAAGGACAUGACAAAAUGUCCAAAGGAGUUCGCGUCGGCCAUAGAAACGUUGCAGAGCCACUUGCCAGGUCAUCCGAGCUUGCAGUGGCCACCUCUUCGAUUCCCCGAGGACGCAGUGCCGCCGCUGGUUCCUCCCACCGCCCCUUCUGGAGCCGUCGCAUCGCCCAAUUCUGGGAUUCCGGCCAUUCGAGUCACGGUACCGCGUCCUGCAACAACAGUUGCAACACGAUCGGCAGCCCCACCGUCUGCGCCGCUGGCUGGGACACGAGAGAUCGGGGUGGUGUAUGUGUCCACCGACGUCAUGCGUGGCAAAAAGGACGCCAGUGCCCUCACGAACGCAUGGUUGAAAAGGGUGAAGUCCAUGGACGUUCAAUUGAGCGACAUCACGGCGUUUGUGACGGACUCCGCCGGGGUGAACGUCGCCCACAUCAUGGAUCUCAUUCUUGAGGACAUCGGCGGGAUUGAUUGGGUGGCUUCCCGCAUUUCUCAAGCGAGGCUGGUUACAAGGUUCUUCAAGCGUCAUGGACAUGCGAGAGAGGUUCUUGAGGCGCACUCGACGAAGACUCUUCUGCUACCGGCGGAGACGCGUUUCGGCACAAACGUCAUCAUGAUGGAGAGGCUGGUGGCACUGCGGGCCGCGUUGACAGAUGUUAUGGCCGACGAUUGCUGGCGCGAGACUGUUUGGUCGACCAGCAAGAUCCGCAAGGAUGCAGCGGAGGUCACUGCAUGUAUUGGCUCCCCUCCAUGGUGGGAGGAUUUGAUAGCUCUGUGCAAGAUGCUAGAGCCCAUCAUGGGCAUGCUGAAGUUGGUGGACAGCGACACACGCCAGAUUAGCAAGAUUCUACGACGUUACGAGGAAAUGAUUGCAUCUUGUUUAUCCGCAUGUCGUGACAUUGAUCGGGAGCAGCAGGACGCUAUUGUGGAGGUGUUCCACAGGCGGCGCACCAUGUUCAAGACCCCCGCCCACACGGCAGCCAUGCUGCUAGAUCCAGAGUUCCAGGACGCGACGCUUUAUGACGAUGCGGAGGUGCAGCAGGCCCUGGUCGAGGCCCUUGUCCACGGGUGCCGUGGCGAUAGGGUUGACGAGCGUGUGGACGGCGAUUUUAUGCCCCGUGGUCGCUACGUUUUGAAGCGGUUGAGACACGGGGGUAGGCGAGAUGACAGUAUUGCAUCUCGUGUACGCAGACGUCGUAUCCACAUUGCGAUCCACACGGGGGCACGUGACAUGCGGCAGGACCCGGUUGCCGUGUCAGAGGACGAGAUGGGAGAUCCUUCCAACGAGACCCAGCGCGACCCGGUUCAUGCAGAGGAGCUAGCCUCGAACACUGAUGUGAUAGUGACGGAGGAGGAUACAGGGUUCAGGAUCACUCAUCCCCGGUUGCCAGCGCCGGUUGUUGGCACAGAGGAGGAGACGGAGUUCGGAGGACCCGGUCCACUUCGCCAGGCACGAGAUGACGCGCGUCGUGAUAGAGGGUUCGACGAGUUCGGCGGCGACACGAUACUGCAUCCUCCAGAGUCCGGCACUCCCGCCAUUUUUCAUGUCGGUGCACCGUGGGCGGUGGAGCAGGGGUUGGCGGAGGAGGUAGCACGGAACCAUCGUGGUGGACCGCACGUCGCAGCUCAACGUAGUUUGGAAGGUUCACUAAAGGCAGCGUCUGGAGAUUUUUUGGCGCAGGGGGGUCAUGGUUCGCAGCUGUUAUCGGAAGGCGUGUCAUUAGUCCAUCCACCAGAGGAGGGCCUGCAGCAAGAGCCACAUCGAGGGCCAGCGGAGACUUUAGAGGCGAGGCCUCCCGGAGUUAUCCGCUCGGACGGAGGCGAGGGCGUGAGCGAGGAUACAGCGCAGCCAGGGAGCGCAGAUGGUGGACGGUCCUUUAGGGGGGGCAUCGAGCGUAGAGGGUCAUCGACCGCACACCCCAGCAUUGUUAGGCCCAGCACACAUGACGUUGGAAACGGGCACACAGAUGAGCCUCGACCGCAUUUGACGGGGAUGCGUGACAUUAUGUGUCCACCACCCUCACGCCCCUCUGCCGCUGAUCCUGCCGCCCACGGGCAGGCCGCGCCGAGCGCAUUGCCUACGAGGUCUUUCUACGACAGUGCGGGCAUGGACCGGAGGGCGGGUGAUAUCGGACAGACAUCAGCAUAUGGACCGGCAGAUGUGCCCGCGGGGGCGCGAUCGAUCGGCAACGUCGAUGGCACUUGUCAUGAUUCCAUGAGAGCUUACGAGGAGCAACAUGGGAGGCCUAUACGGGCCAAGACGAGCGAUGUCAACGACACCAGGACGGCAACUGCGAGGCUGUCACGGGUGAGGAAGAAGGGAACAGGUGUGUCGAUUCCGUAUCACCGGCGCCGCCUGCAUCCUUUUUUCCGCAACAAGGACAAGACCAGACAGAUACCAGCUGCCACAGAUGGACAGGGGGGGGUGGAGGGAGGUGACAGAGUGGACGAAGCAGGUCGAGUGCGCAGUGAAAUCAAACGCGGAACCGACGAUUGGAUGUUUGUCGUCAGUCAGCAUCAGUGCCUCGUCAACCUGCGACAUGGCAUGUGCUAGCGCCCUCUCUUGCUACGCGUGCGCUAGGCCCCCGUAUGAUAGGGCUCAUUCAGACUGUGAGCAGAAUUGCCCACCAAUUG
Messenger RNA from Chara braunii, 2673 nucleotides. Lineage: Eukaryota; Viridiplantae; Streptophyta; Charophyceae; Charales; Characeae. The record is from the annotation of a GenBank genome assembly.